Molecule: messenger RNA, 1005 nt
Organism: Eimeria acervulina
Lineage: Eukaryota; Apicomplexa; Conoidasida; Eucoccidiorida; Eimeriidae
Exons: 2
Coding region: 1-1005 (334 amino acids)
Source: RefSeq, a predicted model, not a curated record
AUGAUUUCUCCUCCGACCUAUGCGGGGCAUGGCAGAUUCCAAGCAGUCAGAGGCCGACGAGCGCAGCGCCUACUAUGGGCUUCUCUGCACCAGCAGACUCAGCGCGCAGCAGCAAGGCCUGUGGAAUGGAUGCAGCAACAGCGACAGCAGCAGCACGCGCUGAUGAGGAAUCCGUUGCCUCCCCUUCCCCGUCGUAGCAGCAGUUUCUCUCAUGUUGGUGCUUCCAUCCGCUGCAGCGCCACAGCAACCGCAGCCGACGCAUUGCAAACAGAAGGAGCAACGGCAACUGCAAGGCAACCGUACACCUUUAAGUCUGCUGCUCAUCGUGACAUGGUGGUCCUCUCAACCCGUCUGCACCUGCUGGAUUUGCUGCUGCAACGCUUUGGUCGUCUAAGGACAGCAGAAUGCUGCCUGCUCCGUGAGGCCUCUAGCACCCCGCGGCUGCUGCUGCUUUGGGCAGACCUGCUGGUGGAGAAGGAUCCGGAGCACCCUCCUGCAGACGCGUAUUUUGUGCCCCCGGAGCUAUAUCGCUUGCCAGAGGUCAAGGCUUUGCUGCAGAGGGAUAGAGAGCUGCGUUGGCUAAUGCAGCGUAUCGAUCCAAAAGGGGUUGGGGGUCGGUGUGACUUCUCAAGGGACUGCGUCCCCGUCCCCCACUUCCCGUCGGUGCUGCAGCAGGAGGUGCCGCGCUUUCCGUACGAGCCACAGCAGCUGGAAUUCCUGAGAGACACCUACGGACUGCUAAAAUGGCCCUUCAGACCGGUUCGACCCGCAGCCAGAGCAGCAGCAGCAGCAGCCGCAGCAGGUGUGGCUGCGGGCAAUGCCGAAGUGCCGCAGAUAUCACAGGCAGAGCCCACGACUGAAGGAGUUGCUGCUGCUGUUGCUGCCGUUGCUGCUGCAGUAGACUGCGGAGACGUGCGGCGUGCCAACAGCAAAGUACGGACACGCUGCUGCACGGAUGCAAUAUAUUCACCGGACGAGACAGAAACAGGUGCAUAUGUCUGGUAG